AUGGAUUUUAAGGAUUAAAGUGUGGGUAUAUGUUAUUGCUGCAUUUUCUUUACUUUUAAACAUUACUUUUACUUAAUGAUGAUAACUAAUGGGAUUUAAGGACUUACUUUAAUGAUAAUGGGAGGUUCAGGGAUUUUGAACUUAAUUGAACUGUUUCAUUUCUCAUUGCCCAUUACAAUUACCUUAUUAAGUUUAGGCAGUAUUCUAAUCUUGGGACUGAUAGCAGAAAUAAUUUUUUUUUUUCGACAUUCAGUUAUAAAAAUAGGACGAUUUAUGGUUGUUUUAAACAUUUUGACUUCUUUAUUUGAUCUCGUAUUAGGAGUGAUCAUACUAUUAAUGUGUUUUUUCGGUGUUGUUUUAAUUGAAUUGAAUGAUACAUAGUUAUAUUUUAGUUAAAAAAGGAGAGACAUAUUAAAAGCUAUAUCAAUAGGAAUUAUAUUUAUAUCUUUUUUUGGAUUCUGGAUGACUUAUCUUUAAUAUCAAGUACUGUUACCUUUGCAUGAGUAAAUACAAUAAGAUAUAAAAAUUGUGCCUGUUGUUUCUUUGAGAUAGGCAGUGACUCGUAAGUUUUCCAAGAACUUUAUUGCAGAUCUUACUCCGAACCAUAAGCAACCAAAGAGAUUAGGCAGAGCAGAUACGAUAUCGGAACAAUCACAACCUUUGUAAAGUAUAUAACUCAAAUCGUAAAAGAAUGAUGAAAUGCCAGAACUUUAUUUAAAUCAAAGAAGCGAAAAACUUAUUAAACUUCCUGAUAGCGUUAGUCCCUAUAACGAGUACUUUGCUCCCUCUACUAACACAAUAAGGUAUUCUAAUUAAUUAGAAGACUUUCAGAAUUUAAGGAAGUAGAGGACGCCCAGAACAACCUAUUUAAAAUAAUAAGGCUGA
Paramecium tetraurelia is the source of this 885-nucleotide messenger RNA. RefSeq lists its product as uncharacterized. The transcript has 3 exons. NCBI's taxonomy places the organism in Eukaryota, Ciliophora, Oligohymenophorea, Peniculida, Parameciidae. The record is from RefSeq and is a predicted model, not a curated record.